Molecule: messenger RNA, 678 nt
Organism: Dendrobium catenatum
Lineage: Eukaryota; Viridiplantae; Streptophyta; Magnoliopsida; Asparagales; Orchidaceae
Product: photosystem II 22 kDa protein, chloroplastic
Exons: 3
Coding region: 103-678 (191 amino acids)
Source: RefSeq, a predicted model, not a curated record
UAUCCAUCCUACCCAUCAUUAACCCCAUCAGAGCCAACUCCACAAGCUGAAAACCAGAAGAGGCUUCUCUUUUUCUUAGCAGAAAACGGAGUAUACGAAGUCAUGGCUCAGUCCAUGUUAAUCUCUAGCUUCAGCGGCCAUCUUGUCGACUGCAACAGAGAGCCAUUGCUUAGAUCUCAAAUCCGCCGACUUCGCCCUUCUCCUCUCUCCCUUCUCUUCCUUACUCGUCCUUCUCCCCUGCAAUCUACUUCACCUUCUUCUUAUGCUCCUACUCUUGCUGUCUUCAAGUCCAAGACUAAGGCUCCUGCUAGAAAGGUAGAGAAGGAUAGACCAAAGGUAGAAGAUGGCAUCUUUGGCACAUCAGGUGGUAUUGGUUUUACCAAGCAAAAUGAGCUUUUUGUUGGCCGAGUUGCUAUGCUUGGUUUUGCGGCGUCUCUUAUUGGAGAAGGAAUCACUGGCAAGGGAAUACUGGCACAGCUAAACUUAGAGACCGGAGUACCCAUCUAUGAAGCCGAGCCACUCCUACUUUUCUUCAUUCUCUUCACACUUCUUGGAGCUAUAGGAGCUCUUGGUGACCGUGGGCGCUUUGUCGAUGAUCCUCCCACUGGGCUUGACAAAGCUGUCAUUGCUCCAGGAAAGGGCCUUCGUUCUGCUUCCUGGAAUCGGCCUGGCCGAUAA